This is a messenger RNA of Aspergillus pseudoviridinutans, 1614 nucleotides long. Its product is annotated as cytochrome P450. The coding region runs from base 1 to 1614 and encodes 537 amino acids. Gene Ontology annotation, molecular function: heme binding; oxidoreductase activity, acting on paired donors, with incorporation or reduction of molecular oxygen; iron ion binding. The record is from RefSeq and is a predicted model, not a curated record. The transcript is spliced from 6 exons. Lineage: Eukaryota; Fungi; Ascomycota; Eurotiomycetes; Eurotiales; Aspergillaceae.
AUGACAGCUGUGCCAUUGCAGAAUUCAUCCUGGGGGUUUCGUCUUCGCUCCCUUGCUGAGGCUUCUCUGGGGAUAGAUUUCGCAUCAACUGCCUAUCCUUCUAUUCAAUCUGUGUCCUACCUGAUUAUUGUCUUUCCACUCUUGUUGCUAGUUUAUGCUCUUCAACGCCCCAAGUCCCGGCUACCACUUGCGAACCCAAGAAGGUUCUUUGAACUCUCGGACAGUCGGGUCAAAAGGGAGUUCAUCUCCGGUGCCCCUGACAUAAUAGAAAAAGGCUUCAGCCUCACUGGCAACAAACCCUUCCGUAUCAUUGCAGAUAUAGGGGAAGUGACUAUUCUCCCUCCGAGCCUGGCCAAUGAGGUCCGCAACAAUAAGAACCUCAGCUUUGCCAAGUACAUGUACCGGAAUUUUCACGCACAUCUCCCUGGAUUCGAGGCCUUCAUUGAAGGAGGGCGGGACUCACGUCUGGUGAAACAUGUCUCCCAGCGUCAGCUUACGACCACCUUAAACAAAAUUACUGUGCCCCUGUCCGAAGAAUGCUCUUUGUCACUCCAAGAAAUCUUCACUGAUAAUGAAUGGUGGCAUGAUAUCGUUCUCAAAGAUGACAUCAUCCGCAUUGUCGCUCGUCUCUCAUCAAAGGUCCUGCUAGGAGACGAACUGUGCCACGACGCCCGGUGGUUGAAGCUCACAGCACAAUACACGACAGUGGCAUUUCAAGCCGCGCAGUACCUCCGUAUCUUUCCAUACUACAGUCGCUACUUUAUCCAUUGGCUUCUGCCCGGCUGUUGGAGUGCUCGAGCCCAAGUAAAGGAGGCCAGGUCAAUAAUCGGGCCUGUUUUGAAACAGCGGCGCAGGCAGAACGCUGCCCUUCAGGCGCAAGGCAAGAAACUGGUGGAGUACAAUGAUUCCAUCGAGUGGUUCGAACAGGCUGCCAAGGGAACCUACUAUGAUCCUGCCAUCUCGCAACUGAUGAUGAGUUUCAGCUCCAUUCAUACUUCCGCGGAUCUCAUUACACAAACUAUCUUCGAUCUCGCUGAGCAUCUGGAAAUGAUUGCGCCUCUACGCAAGGAGAUUCUAGCGGUCCUCGGCGAGCACGGCUGGACAAAGAUCGCACUAUACAAGCUCAAACUGAUGGACAGCGUCGUCAAGGAAACACAACGUCUCAAGCCUGUUCUCUCAGCAAGCAUGCGUCGCGUUGCUACGGCGGACGUGAAGCUUUCCGACGGCACUACAAUCCGCAAAGACUCCAUGGUUGCCGUCUCGGCAAGGGGUCAACGCGAUCCGGCAGUGUACAAGGACCCUGACCACUGGGACGGCUAUCGGUUCUACAAUAUGCGGCAGACUGCCGGUCACGAAUGCGUUGCACAGCUAGUUAGUACGAGUCCAGAUCAUCUGGGCUUCGGACACGGCCAGCAUGCGUGUCCAGGUCGCUUCUUCGCCGCCAACGAGGUCAAGAUUUUCCUCUGUCAUUUUCUACUCAAAUAUGACUUCAAGCUGGCAGAAGGAUCUAUGCCCCGGCCGAGAUGCUCUGGUUUCCAUAUCAACUGUGAUCCAGUUGCGAAGAUCUCUCUCCGCAGGCGUCAGGGGGUUGAUCUGUCGGUACUGGAGGCGUAG